GGUUGAACAAGUCAUAUCAAUUAAACUUAUUGCCAAUCCAAAUUCCUGCCAAAAAUGACGCCUACUAGAGCAGAUUUUCUGAGCUAUUACGUCGCUGACAAGUAUUUUUGGCUCACCGAAAAUAAUUACAAGACAACUUUAUUGAGUUGGGCCUACAUCUUAAUCUCUCUGAUCACCACAUUUGCCAAUUUGAAUUACUUGCAUACAGCUUAUUAUGUGGAAGCUCAGUUUGCAGAUAUUGUCUUAAAUUUAUCGUGGCUUGGUACAACACUAAUUGGAACAAUAAUAAUGCUUCAUUUCAAAUUUGCUGUUCAGACUGGGAACUAUGUCUGGUAUUUAAUGGAAACACAAUUAUUCGUGGAUUUGCAAAGUGACUUGCAGCAUAUGGUUAACAUUUCCAAUUCGGUUUUUAAGUCAGGUCUAAAAUUGGGUUUUUUGGGAUUUGUUAGUGCAUUUAUUGCAAGAGAACAAGAAAGUUGUGAUGAAAAUUCUCGGAAAAACGUUUGCGGACUUAUAUAUCCAAGUAAUCUGUUUAUUGAUUUGAGUCAACGGCCUUAUCGAGAGGUUUACCACAUUUUUGUUUGGAUCACAUAUUGGUAUUUAUUUGCAGCUACAAUUACUUGUUGUAGUUUUUUACAUACUUUAAUGUUACUGACCGAAGUUUGUGUGAAAAAAUUCAAAUUAAUUUUAAAGGAAAGUCAAGACAUACAAAAUAAAGAAAUGCGAUUGAAUAAAUUAAUAGAAGCAUACAAAUUACAACAGAAUAUAAAAAUAGGAUGGGAUAAAGUUACUGAUCUUUUUAAAUGGCCAUUAUUAUUACAAUAUUUGACAAGUGGCGUGACGGUUGCUUUAAUUCUUACCGCAGAAAUAAAUCAUUAUAAUCUACCAUUGGUUCCGGUUUUCUUAGUUCAUAUUAUUGGGACAGUUACGUGUGGCUUUUUUGCAACGGAAAUGGAACAAUAUAGUGAAGAAUUUAGGCAUGCUACGUUUUAUGCUAUACCUUGGGAUGGGGAUGUGGAGAGCGCCAAGUUUCUUAUCUUUAUGAACAUGAAUUUACAUAACGUAUUCACCCUUCCUCUUGUUAACUUUGCAGUUCAUUCAAAUGAACAAGUUUUAUUGACUUUCAAAAUGACGUAUACAAUUGUAAUGUGUCUUAUAAAUUUGACUCAGAAAGAAGCGUAGAUUAUAAAUUUAAGUAAGAUAAGUUAUUUCCUUGCAAUAGCAUAUAUACACAGAAUUAUCUUUCAUCUAAAAUAUAUUUCAAUAGUUUCACUCACAAACCCACUUAAUAUAAUUAGUGAACA
Dalotia coriaria is the source of this 1304-nucleotide messenger RNA. RefSeq lists its product as uncharacterized. The transcript is spliced from 7 exons. The record is from RefSeq and is a predicted model, not a curated record. The coding region runs from base 55 to 1182 and encodes 375 amino acids. Lineage: Eukaryota; Metazoa; Arthropoda; Insecta; Coleoptera; Staphylinidae.